AUGGCUGAUGCCCGACAGCUUCGAUGGCCUUUCGGCUUCAGGGUGGAUCCGCCCAUUGCGUGCCGCAAGCGUCUGGCCGUUGCCAUGAGUCUGUCGAUCCGGACGCUGCCGGAAGUCCUGGUGCAAAUCGAAGGGUUGCUCCGGAGCUCUUCCAAGUCGUCGCGCGAACUGCCACGGCAGACUUCGUCCUUCAACAGCGCCCUGCGCAAGAUGCAGGACUUCUCCCGGGCUAUUUCUUCUAACCCAGUGCAGGAGGAGAGCGCAGAGGACGAUGUUUGUAAGGAGCGCUUCGAGAUGCACCCGGACUGGCAGAAGAUCUCUGCUGCUGCACCAACUUUGCAAAAGCGAAGGAGCACCAUCACCCGCCGCAGCUCUUUCGAACUCGUGCAUGCUCCGUUGGGACUGAGGCAGAGUGGAGUUCGCGCAAGGUGUGCCAAGGGCAUGUCCUUCCUUAGCGUGGUCUUCAUCUUCCUGGGCUUGAUGGUGCUUCCCCUCUACGCUUUCGGCCUGGAACAUGGCCUUUUUGACGGCAUCACGAUCGCCUUUUGGUCACUUCUUCUAGUCGCCCAAGGCCCGAAGCCGGUGGAGAGGUCGAGGAAGCGACUCGCCGCGUGGAUUUUGGAGGCUGCCUUCCUGGUGGUCGCGAGAGUGGGCCUGGCGCUGUGGAGGCCCACUUCCUCCUCAGCUCCACUUGCCUGGGGCAGCGUCUCUGCGUUGCAGCUCUUUCGGCUCUGCACCCUCCCGUAUUACUACGAGCAUUCCGGGGUAGCUGCCUUUACCCACAACGUGCUUCGAAAGACAAGCCGGGAAGUGCGUGCCACCUGGAACGUAUCUUGGAUGGGGCUGGUGUCCCUGUUCUGUCUGCAUUGCUUGACCUGUGCGUGGUUCGGCGUUGGCUCACAAGUGGGUGGCUGGACCGAAGAUGCUGAGUUGGCUCGCCUUGCGUGGCAUGGGCAGUAUGUCCGAAGCAUGGAGUGGGCUUUGUCAAGGCUGCCGCCGUCACGCAUCACCGAGAACAUGGAGCUACAGACCCAGGCAGAGCGGCUACUCGCGGUCCUCAGUACAGCGCUUGCUGUACUCUUUGCGUCCAUCUUUACAUCGGUGGUCACCAACGACAUGUCGGACUUGCGCCGAUUGAAGCGGAUAAGAAAGGAGGCAGAGGACAGGCUCUGCGAUUUUCUCGAGGCGCACCCGGUGCCGCAUGCACUGGAGCAGCAACUCAGCAGCUACGCACGUCGGCACAUGUCAAGGGUGGCGCCGCCGGGCAAAGAGGAGCUCGCAGGGUCCUUGCCUCACUUUCUCUACGAGGAAUUGUGCUGUCAGGCCUUCACUCCCAUCGUCAGCGGCCAUUCCUUGUUUCACAGCCUUUGUAGCAAGUACUCGGCCUUCCAGCGUGAGCUGUGCGUCCGUUGCUUUGUGGAGUGGCACGUUAUGGCACAAGAGACACUCUUUCUACCUGGAGUACAAUGUGAGAGCCUGCUUUUUGUAGUGCGCGGUGGCAUCACCUACAGCAAGGCUCGCCUGCCCUCAGUGGCAGGCUCCAUCACCAACACUGCUUGGGCUCAAAUCUUGCCCACUUCGGGACCCGAGGUGUCGGUUUCAAGUCUUUCGGAAGGUGUGUCGGUUUCAAGUCUUUCGGAAGGUGAUUGGCUCUGCGAGCACUGCCUUUGGACAACCUGGAACUAUCUGGGACAAGCCCGCGCUGACUCCGGAGCCGACAUGCUCUGCCUAAGCCGCGACAAAGUGUGUGAGCUGGCCCAGGCAGGUGUUGGGACUGUUGAUGAUACUAAACCUGCAUUAACCGCGAUCAGGAAAAGAUAA
Messenger RNA from Symbiodinium sp. CCMP2592, 1821 nucleotides. The record is from the annotation of a GenBank genome assembly. NCBI's taxonomy places the organism in Eukaryota, Dinophyceae, Suessiales, Symbiodiniaceae.